Molecule: messenger RNA, 3231 nt
Organism: Carassius gibelio (silver crucian carp)
Lineage: Eukaryota; Metazoa; Chordata; Actinopteri; Cypriniformes; Cyprinidae
Gene: npffr2a
Product: neuropeptide FF receptor 2a
Exons: 3
Coding region: 1-1272 (423 amino acids)
Biological process (GO): G protein-coupled receptor signaling pathway; regulation of cAMP-dependent protein kinase activity; regulation of adenylate cyclase activity
Cellular component (GO): membrane
Molecular function (GO): peptide binding; neuropeptide receptor activity; opioid receptor binding
Source: RefSeq, a predicted model, not a curated record
AUGAACGAAACACUGGACCUGAAUAUUACCCUUGAGGAUGAUGGAAACUCGACUUUUGUCAGUGGCUCCAAUGAAUUCUUCUUACCUCAGAAGAACAUUACAUACGUUGGAUAUUACCUGCAUCAGCCAUCUGUAGCAGCAGUCUUCAUAGUGUCCUACCUGCUCAUAUUCCUGGUCUGCAUGGUUGGAAAUGGAGUGGUGUGUUUCAUUGUGUUACGGAGCAAAAACAUGCGCACUGUCACCAACCUUUUCAUCCUCAACCUCGCCAUCAGUGACCUUCUUGUUGGGAUUUUCUGCAUGCCCACAACUCUUCUUGACAACAUUAUUACAGGUUGGCCAUUUGGAAGCAUGGUCUGCAAAAUGAGCGGAAUGGUCCAGGGCAUUUCAGUGUCAGCCUCUGUUUUCACCUUGGUUGCCAUUGCGGUUGACAGAUUCCGAUGCAUCGUGUAUCCCUUCAAGCAAAAACUGACAAUAUCAACAGCCACGCUUAUCAUUUUGAUAAUCUGGGUUUUGGCAGUGUCGAUCAUGUGCCCGUCUGGUGUCAUGCUUCAGGUGACUAAAGAACAAAGUGUCCGUGUUUUCCUGGGAGAUGGCAACCGAACAAGCCCUUUCUACUGGUGCAGGGAAAACUGGCCUAACCAGGAGAUGAGGAAGAUCUACACCACCGUCCUGUUUGCCAACAUUUACCUGGCUCCUCUGUCCCUCAUAGUGAUCAUGUACGCAAGGAUCGGCAUCACUCUGUUCAAAACGGCCAUGCCAGCAGGUGCCAAACCAGGCCACGAUAACCGUCACUCCGUGUCAAAGAAAAAACAAAGAGUGAUAAAAAUGCUCCUCAUCGUGGCCUUGCUCUUCAUCUUGUCCUGGUUGCCUCUGUGGACGCUGAUGAUGCUAACAGACUAUGUUAAACUCACUGAACAUCAGUACAAGCUUAUUAACAUCUACAUUUACCCUUUUGCCCACUGGUUAGCCUUUUUCAACAGCAGCGUCAACCCGAUAAUCUACGGGUUCUUCAAUGAGAACUUCCGCCGUGGAUUUCAGGCCGUGUUUAAGUUCGGCCUGUGUCCUGUCAGAGGUCAGCAUCGGACCUAUUCUCACAGGGUGCAGGGCAAUUCUGUGCAACCGGUGAACCUGCAACCCUCCACAGAGCCCAUCUCUCUUAACAGCCUGGAGAACAACAGCUCGAGGAGGAUGAACCACGUCAACGAGCAAGACUUAGUGAUGGAAGAUCUAGAGAAAGUGUCUGAAUGCAGCGUGGAAGGAGCUUCUCUUUAAGGGGCUUAGUAGAGAAGAAUACUGUAGAAUGAAAGCAAGCUGAUGACAGACUUAUUGUUUAUUUACAGUCUUAAAAUGACAAUGUGAACAUUAUACAGUUAUGUAACGUUAUACAGCAGAUUUUAUUUAUUUUGAAUAGUCAUUUGCUGCUAACAUGAAUGUACUUACUGGUGUUGUCAGUAAGAUUGGGCACAUCUGGCAGUUUAUCAAAUGUAUUCUUGUUAACUUUACAAUCAAAUUCAUAAAAAACAAACAAAGAAACAAAAAACUGUUACACUGUUGUAAAAUGAUGUGUUAGGUGCAUUCACUGCUUUAUAGUGAUGUAAACAUCUGGGGUUUUGCAGUAAAUCAUUUUAUUUUUUGAUUUAUUUUUAUGUGUUUAUGAAAGUAUCAGAACUGCAAGAAUGAUUCAUUGUUUCUGGAUUACAAUGUGGGAUUUUAGGCACAUACUUGCAAAUGAAUACUAAAAUGAAACCUUCAUACCUCUUCUGUGAUAUGAUCCCUCAAAACGCUGGAAUAAGAAAAUAAUAAUCAUAGUAAGUCACACUUGCCUUUCUGCCCCUGACUGACAGUUUUAUGGGCAACAAGAAUAUUUGAAGCACAUAAGUCUGGAUGUAGCACUGUGAUUCACAUGCCUAAAGCUUAUGUGUUCUAGAAGCAUGCUUUUCCUGUUUGUUUAUGCCAAAACCAUCCAUUGCCUUUUUUUACCCUCUCUUGUUGCUUUACUUAUGAGAAUUCUCUUCUGCUCACUGAGCCUGGUAUUGACAAUAAUAAAUGUUUUUGAUCAGCAAAUCAGAAUAUUAGAAUGUUUUCUGAAGGAUCAUGUGACUGGAGUUAUGAUGGAAAAAAUUCAGCUUUGAAAUCACAGAAAUAAAUGAGAUUUUAAAAAUUUGUUAAAAAAGAAAUUUUGCAGGCUUGGUAAGCAGAAGAGCAUUUUUUUACUGGUAGUGUAUGCUGUAUAUAUAUAUAUAUGUGUGUGUGUGUGUCUGUGUGCACACGUGUGCAUGUUUAUGUGGUUUAUGAGGACACAAAUUUGUACGUUUCCUUUGAGGGUUAGGUUUUAGGUGUAGGGUUUGGGUAUGGGUAUAACGAUAGAAAAUAUGGUUUGUACAGAACAAAAAAACAUUACAUUACAAUUUAAUGGAGAGUCCCCAUAAACCAUAAAAACCAACAUGUGCCAGUGUUUACUUCAGUUUAUGUUUUUUUUAGACUCACCUUGAAUGAAUGAAUGUCCUACUUUCACUGUGAAUGUCAACAAAGUCUUUUCUUUUCCUCAAAUAGAGCAAACUAUUUCCAUUUAACAGACUAUUUUGAUUCAAAUUGUGUGACAGGAGUUUGCUGGAUUUCUUAUUUGAACCUUUGAAGAUGUUCAAAAAUACCAACAUGCAGAGGAUUUGUCCUCGAAGUAAUUCUAGCGUCUGUUGUUGACUGUAGAUUAAAUCUAUCAGCAGGCAGAGUGAUUAUCAUAGCAGAUGGGAGAUGAGUAUAUUCAUCCUGCCCUCUUCUUGACAGCAUACACUACAUAAAACAAUGCAUUCUCAACAUGAUUAAGGCAGCAGCACCAGUGACACCGCUGUAAAGUGAGAUGGAAAAUUAGCUAAGAGAAUGUGUUGAAAAAAAGCCUGUGAUUACAAGGUGACUCUGACUUUAUGGAAUCUCCAGAUGUGUCACUUGUUAAUGCAGGAUUCGCCAAGGACACAUUUCUUGAAGAAACAUUUCAUUUUAAAUCUGUCUGUCUACUGAACAUAAAGCAGAGUACUUCCUGUGGAAUUGUUCAUUUCUGUAUUUCAAAUGAUGUAUUGACAAAAGCAAUGCUGUAAACAUUGUAAAUCUUGUUAUAUUAGUGUUGGCUACAUGCUAAUAGUGAGUACAGUUGUUUCAUAUGUGAUUGUGACUGACUCAUUUCGAUUUCAGAAACACUUUGCAACAAAGAAUAAAGCAAUCAGUGUUCAGGGUUAA